Chenopodium quinoa (quinoa) is the source of this 1662-nucleotide messenger RNA. RefSeq lists its product as uncharacterized. The coding region runs from base 1 to 1662 and encodes 553 amino acids. The record is from RefSeq and is a predicted model, not a curated record. Lineage: Eukaryota; Viridiplantae; Streptophyta; Magnoliopsida; Caryophyllales; Amaranthaceae. The transcript is spliced from 2 exons.
AUGCCUUCGGAUUUGGGUAUUGAUGAAGUGUUGCAGCAUGUCCAAAGUACAAUUUCUACUAAACAAAACCUCGAUUUGCUCAAGCCUUAUAUGAAGGAUGAAAUUUUUGCGGCUCUUAAUCAAAUGCACCCUUGCAAAGCUCCCGGACCCGAUGGUAUGCAUGCAAUUUUUUAUCAGAAAUUUUGGCAUAUUGUUGGUGAUGAUGUAACUAGUUUUGUUAGUGACAUUUUGCAUGGUUAUUCAUCUCUUGACCUUGUAAAUAGAACUAAUAUUGCCUUGAUCCCAAAAGUAAACGAACCAAAAACUACUGCAGAGUUUAGACCCAUAAGUCUUUGUAAUGUCCUCUACAAGCUUGUUUCGAAGGCCCUUGUGAUGAGAUUAAAAUUAAUUUUGCCCGGAAUUGUUUCUGAGAACCAGAGUGCUUUUGUUCCGGGGAGAUUAAUUACUGAUAAUGCGCUGAUUGCAAUGGAAUUAUUUCACACCAUGAAGAAAAGGAGUAAGGGUCGAAAGGGUACGAUAGCACUAAAAUUGGACAUGAGUAAGGCUUAUGAUAGAGUGGAAUGGGGGUUUUUGCAUGAUAGUAUUCUUUUUGCUAGAUCUAACCGACGGGAAUGCGAAGCCAUAGUUGAUAUUCUCAACAAGUACGAAGUAGCAUCUGGGCAGAAAAUUAAUUAUGAAAAGUCGGAAGUUUCUUUUAGCAAAGGUGUUAGACAAGGGCAAAGAGAUGAAUUGAUGAGUGUUCUGAAUAUGCGACAGGUUGAUAGACAUGAGAAGUAUCUUGGAAUUCCUACGGUGGUUGGUCGUUCAAAAAAAGCAAUUUUUGCGGCUAUUUUGGAUAGAAUGUGGAAAAAGCUCCAGGGAUGGAAAGAGAAACUUUUAUCUCGUGCUGGGAAGGAAGUACUUUUAAAGGCAGUCAUCCAAGCUAUUCCGACAUAUUUGAUGGGAGUUUAUAAAUUUCCAUGCUCAGUUGUUGAGAAGAUUGGAAGUGCGAUGGCUAGGUUCUUUUGGGGUCAAAAGGGAAUGAGACGAAAGGUUCAUUGGCGGAGUUGGGCAGCAAUGUGUACUCCUAAAUGCCUUGGAGGGAUGGGGUUUCGUGACUUGAGUGUCUUUAAUGAUGCUCUCCUUGGUAGGCAAGCGUGGCGUCUUGUUUUCAAGGAUGGCUCUCUCCUUAGUAAGGUCAUGAAAGCAAAGUACUACCCGAAUUGCGAUUUCCUAGAUGCAUCUCUUGGCUAUGCGGGUAGUUACUCAUGGAGGAGUAUAUGGAGCUCAAAAUCGUUGGUUAAAGAAGGAGUUAUUUGGCGCAUAGGGAAUGGUUCGACGGUAAACGUGUGGAGGGAUCCAUGGGUUGCGGAUGAGCUUGGGAGAUUCAUUACAUCCAAGCCUUGUGAAGGUAUUAACCAGGUUAGUGAUUUAAUUGAUUUUAGUCGCUUUGAGUGGAAUGAGGACUUGAUUUCUGCUCAUUUUAAUGAGAGGGAUCAAAAGUGUAUUCUUACUAUUCCACUUAGUUUGAGGGAGCCUAAGGAUUUGUUAACUUGGGCUUUUUCAAAUGAUGGGUUAUAUUCUACCAAAACUGCUUACAUGCUUGGCAAAGGUUGUAAUAUGGAUGAUUUUCACCGUGUUUGGAGGACCAUUUGGGGCUUAGAAGUAACUCCUAAAGUUUGA